CAUCCGCUACUCCUGUUGACAGUCAGCAGAGCGCUUCCGGUCGUGUCUUGCACCGUCGUGUUUUCAUGAAAGAUUUGAUCAUAUCAUAUGUAUCCGUUUAUAAAUGAUAUUUAUUGGGGAAGAUUGUACAUAAGUUCCGCUUGCAGAGCGCGCGCGGUGAACCGCUGAUGAGAUGAUUGACGUGUGUGACUCAUAAUCAGAUCAGAUAUCGAUGAAGUAUUGAUAAGUGAAGAUGAUGAAGAAGAGGAGGAGCAGAGCGAGUAAACGCGCGAAGACUGAUGAAGAUGACGCGGGCAGGAUGAGCACAGGCUUCUGUCGCCUGUGUCACGGGAAGUUCUCGACGCGGCGUCUGCGUCAGGCGUUUGCGCAGCUCCAGGGCGAGGCGUGUGGUGUGUAUCCGCUCUUCUGCUCAGACUUCCAGCAGCUGCUGGGGAUCCCCAUGGAGAGAGACCCGGCUCUGUCCCAGUUCAUCUGCAACAGCUGCCACGCCCAGUUCUACAAGUGCCACAGCAUCCUCCUGGACUUCAGGAACAGAGUCAACCUGACGCCCCUCGCCAGAGACAGGAGCAGCACUGAACGCUCGUCCCCACAGGAAGACAUGGCUUUGUUCCGCUCCCACAUCUCCUCAGACAGGAGUGUUCUGCACAGCCUGGUGUCGUGGGCUCACACACACGCGAGCGGCUGCCGCUCCCCCCCCGGCCUGCAGGAGGCGCUGGAGGGCCCGUGCCGAGGCGCGCUGAAGCUGGUGUGGGUGUGUGUGGACGGGCACAGCUACGAGAUGGACACCCGGUCCAGCGCUGGCACUCAGUGUGAGGACAGAGUUCAGGCACACAGUGAUGAGCAGCAGAGAGAUAACAGCGGAUCCACUGAAGCCAGCGGGAACCCAGACGGCGGUGAGGAGACGACCCCUUCUGUGGCUCCGCUGAUCGAGGACAGAGGCGAUGCAGACAGUGAGCUCUCAGACAGGAACAUGUUGAGUGAUGAGGAGUGUGACGACAGGAGGAAGAGCGGCUCGUCUGAAGACAGCUCGGAUCUGAACCCUGACAAACGUUCUUCAAAGAGGAAAGAGACCAAGACACUGGAGCCCAAAGCCCGGAGGAAACCUGGGCCGAAGCCCGGCUGGAAGAACAGCAUCAAGUCAGAGCGAGAGGAGCUGCCCACCAUCUACAAGUGUCCUCACCAGGGCUGCACAGCGGUGUACCGAGGAGCCGACGGCAUGAAGAAACACAUCAAGGAGCAUCACGAGGAGGUGCGGGAGAGACCCUGUCCACAUCCCGGCUGCAACAAGGUCUUCAUGAUCGACAGAUACCUGCAGAGACACGUCAAGCUCAUACACACAGGUGACGCCGCUGUCCAGCUCACACACACAGAGGUGAGGAACUACAUCUGUGACCAGUGCGGCCAGACCUUCAAGCAGAGGAAACACCUGUCUGUCCAUCAGAUGAGGCACUCGGGGGCCAAACCACUACAGUGUGAGGUGUGUGGCUUCCAGUGUCGGCAGCGGGCGUCUCUGAAGUAUCACAUGACGAAGCACAAGGCGGAGGCGGAGCUGGAGUUCGCGUGUGUGAUCUGCGGGAAACGCUUCGAGAAGGCGCACAAUCUGAACGUGCACAUGUCUAUGGUUCAUCCUCUCCUGCAGGGCGGCAGCGUUCCUCCGAAGACUACACACACACACACCGACUCACACCCGUCCCACAGCAGCGGGUAGACACACACACACACACACACCCUCUCCUCCUGUUCCCGCUCCUCAGGAUUCAUCUCUACACACACCCGUCCCACAGCAGUGUGUAGACACACACACACACACACCAUCAGGCACCAGAAACACUGUUACAGGUGUGUGUAAAUGUCCCAUCAGCCCCUGCUCGGGGCCCGUCCACACGGCACUGCUGUAGAACGGGAUCUUCUGACGUUAAAAAUAGUUCCGGACGAGAUUUGUUUAUUCUGAUCCACUUUCAAAUGUGGUUUAGAAUUAGAUUCCAUAUCUGACCUCCUGAAAACACACACACACACACAGGAACUCGUUCACCCAGGUCAUGAAUACACCCUCAGCUGCUCCUAUGGAGACACACACACUCCGUGUGUAAGGACUGUGUGCACAGAAACUGUUGUCUUGUGAAUUUUAUAAAUAAAAACCCUUUGCUACUGAACUA
Messenger RNA from Pimephales promelas (fathead minnow), 2156 nucleotides. NCBI's taxonomy places the organism in Eukaryota, Metazoa, Chordata, Actinopteri, Cypriniformes, Leuciscidae. The record is from RefSeq and is a predicted model, not a curated record.